AUGUAUGUUUUCAUAAAUAAUCCGUUGUCCUGUAAAUACCUAAUAAUAUUUUCUUCAAUAAGUUGGCCAUUAUACAUUCCAUCAUCAUCAUCAUCAUCAUCAUCAUCAUCAUCAUCAUCAUCAUCAUCAUCAUCAUCAUCAUCAUCAUCAUCAUCAUCAUCAUCAUCAUCAUCAUCAUCAUCAUCAUCAUCAUCAUCAUCAUCAUCAUCAUCAUCAUCAUCAUCAUCAUCAUCAUCAUCAUCAUCAUCAUCAUCAUCAUCAUCAUCAUCAUCAUCAUCAUCAUCAUCAUCAUCAUCAUCAUCAUCAUCAUCAUCAUCAUCAUCAUCAUCAUCAUCAUCAUCAUCAUCAUCAUCAUCAUCAUCAUCAUCAUCAUCAUCAUCAUCAUCAUCAUCAUCAUCAUCAUCAUCAUCAUCAUCAUCAUCAUCAUCAUCAUCAUCAUCAUCAUCAUCAUCAUCAUCAUCAUCAUCAUCAUCAUCAUCAUCAUCAUCAUCAUCAUCAUCAUCAUCAUCAUCAUCAUCAUCAUCAUCAUCAUCAUCAUCAUCAUCAUCAUCAUCAUCAUCAUCAUCAUCAUCAUCAUCAUCAUCAUCAUCAUCAUCAUCAUCAUCAUCAUCAUCAUCAUCAUCAUCAUCAUCAUCAUCAUCAUCAUCAUCAUCAUCAUCAUCAUCAUCAUCAUCAUCAUCAUCAUCAUCAUCAUCAUCAUCAUCAUCAUCAUCAUCAUCAUCAUCAUCAUCAUCAUCAUCAUCAUCAUCAUCAUCAUCAUCAUCAUCAUCAUCAUCAUCAUCAUCAUCAUCAUCAUCAUCAUCAUCAUCAUCAUCAUCAUCAUCAUCAUCAUCAUCAUCAUCAUCAUCAUCAUCAUCAUCAUCAUCAUCAUCAUCAUCAUCAUCAUCAUCAUCAUCAUCAUCAUCAUCAUCAUCAUCAUCAUCAUCAUCAUCAUCAUCAUCAUCAUCAUCAUCAUCAUCAUCAUCAUCAUCAUCAUCAUCAUCAUCAUCAUCAUCAUCAUCAUCAUCAUCAUCAUCAUCAUCAUCAUCAUCAUCAUCAUCAUCAUCAUCAUCAGCAUCAGCAUCUCGGUUUAAUGUGGCUCGAUAA
Schistosoma mattheei is the source of this 1086-nucleotide messenger RNA. NCBI's taxonomy places the organism in Eukaryota, Metazoa, Platyhelminthes, Trematoda, Strigeidida, Schistosomatidae. The record is from the annotation of a GenBank genome assembly.